Messenger RNA from Diorhabda sublineata, 2530 nucleotides. It is a transcript of the gene drongo, whose product is annotated as arf-GAP domain and FG repeat-containing protein 1. Bases 58 to 1503 code for a protein of 481 amino acids. Gene Ontology annotation, molecular function: GTPase activator activity. The transcript has 7 exons. NCBI's taxonomy places the organism in Eukaryota, Metazoa, Arthropoda, Insecta, Coleoptera, Chrysomelidae. The record is from RefSeq and is a predicted model, not a curated record.
UGCAUAAAUAUACUUGAAAAUUAGUAGUUGAAUAACAGCGUUGAACUGUUGAAGAUAAUGAGUAGUAGUGAGAGUGGUGAGGUGUUGAAAUUCUCGAUGGCUUUAUCACGAAGGAAACAGGACGAAAAAAAUUUGAAGACUUUACGUGAAUUGGGUGCCUUACCUUCAAAUAAAUAUUGUUUCGAUUGUAAUCAACGCGGUCCUACAUAUGUGAAUGUUACCAUUGGAUCUUUUGUCUGUACAAAAUGUUCGGGAAUGCUAAGAGGUAUAACACCCCCGCACCGUGUCAAAUCCAUAUCCAUGGCGACAUUCACCAACGAAGAAAUAGAUAUUUUGAAAAGUAGAGGAAACGAUUAUUGCAGACAGGUGUGGUUAGGUUUAUACGAAGGCACUCCGCCCAACACCAACAACAACAACAACGCCGACGAAACUACGAUUAAGGAUUUUAUGGUAGAAAAAUAUGAAAAACGUAGGUAUUAUCUCGAUCCAAUUAACGUCAAACCGAUCGAGGAAACGAAAACACCGAAAAUCAACGGAGUCGAGGUGCCGCCGACGCAAAGGCCGAGGCCCGAAAUAAAUAGAAAUAACGCGAAUCCAAAUCGUAAUAAUAAUAUAGUGAUAAAUAAUAACGCGAAUACGAACGGGUUUGUGGCAGAUUUCGAUAAAGCGGACAUCUUCACAGGUACCGGUACCACUACGACUAAUGGUUCCAUUAGUAACGGUACUACCGCGAGGUCACAACAACAACAACAACAACAACGAAAUGGUUUCGCUAAUUUCGAUAAUAACCCGGUGUUUAAUAAUACAUCGACGGAGGACUUCAGCAUAUUCGACUUAAAAUUUACGGACAAUUGCGGUCCAGUUUUAAACCACGUCCCUCUGUUUCCCAAAUGUAACGUGAAUCGUUGGAGUUUACCAUCUACCGGUGUUUUUAAAAACGUAAGUACUAAUUGGGACCAAACUAGUACGACCGCAAAUCUAAACGGUACGCAAAAUCUCAACGGUACCGCUACGGUACCGUCUGAAGAUAGAUACGCCGCCCUUAAAGAUCUAGAUAACGAACUGAAGACACAGAAGACCGGUAGCCUCGAUUGGAGCAAUAGCAAUAGUUCCAACGGAUCUUUGUACAGCUCUCCGACGCCUACGGGCUCCGUGUACAGUUCCCCCUCGCCGCAAAGCUCCAUAUUUGGAUCUCCUAGUCAAGGUCAAUUUAUGACUGCCUUUCCUCAAUCUCAAGACGUUCUGGUAACACCGAACGUAGUUUCUAAUCCGUUCAAAACGAACAGCAUCAACUGGUCGAAUUUGAACGGAGGCGUUCAAACGACGGCGCAGCCGUUCGCGAAUCCUUUCAACGACACGAUCAAAUCGAACGGUUACGCGCAGGGCUUCCAACCGAUAGCCGCUUUUCCAGUUCCAGUCAACGGCGCCGCCAACGGAUGGACACCGAAUCCGUUUAAAAUCGGUGCUGUUAACGGUACGAAUUCGAAUAAUCCGUUUUUAUGAGACUUUUAUAUUAUCGCCGGAAUAUUUUUAGCUCAUUUAACUAUUAGUAGACGCCUAAAAAAAAUUAAUUUUAUCUCAAUCUCUCUCUAUUCACCUCUCUAAUAUAUAUAUAUUUUUUUUAAAUACUAGACGAAAGAAAGAACAAACCCUCGUAACAAAUAAUGGGAGUGACUAUUUAAACGGAAAGUCGUGAAAUAACUUUUAUUUAUCAUAUCGAUUUUUAAUUAAAACAAGAAUAUUACAUUUGUCACCCUGUAUUUAUUAUAUAAUCAAAUAGACGUAACUUUCAUAGCUCGAUAAGUCACUUCUAUAUUUAUCUUUACUUUUAACUAUUUAUUAUUAUUAUUUUUGUUAUGGUGUAUUUAUUUAUAUCAAGUGGAUCUAGAAACUUGUAUCAAAGUUAUGCCAAAAAUGCUUUCGUCUCUAUAUAUAUAUAUAUAUGAAUAUACGUAUAAAAAUAUAUUUAUAAUUUUUAGAGAUUAGGUUUUAUUUUAAAGAUACGCUUAAUUGCAGUUAUCAUUGAACAAUCGGUUGCGUAGUUACUCCUAUUUACAUUAUCUGUUUUUAUUUUAUAGAAACUUUUUGAACUACCAACGAAAACUAUUCGAUAGGUCAAAUGUACCGCGUCGAUAGUUCUUUACUCCAUAUAAUUCACAAAACGUCAGUUGUCAAAUUAUAUUUUUAGGUUGGUCUUGAGAUAUUUCGAUAAUAAUUUUAUUAAAUUUCGUUUUGUACAUAUAUUAAUCUUUUUCGUGUUUUUUUUUUCUAUUAUUUAAUUAAAAAGUGGAUGUAUGAAAUAGGAUAUUGUUAUUUUGAGAAUCUUUUGUUUUCUAAAUAGAAGACAUAUUCUGUGAUAACCAAAAAAAAAAUGCCUAAUCAAAAAUUUUACUGUAGGACGUGAUAGUUUAUUGGUUCCGUCCUUGAUAAUUACUGUGUAUACAAUAUGGAUUCUAAACUGCAAGCACAAUUUAUUAUGUAUUUUCCUGUCUAAAAAAAAAAGGUUGUGUGAAUAAAAUUUGUAACAACA